This is a messenger RNA of Prorocentrum cordatum, 843 nucleotides long. Lineage: Eukaryota; Dinophyceae; Prorocentrales; Prorocentraceae. The record is from the annotation of a GenBank genome assembly.
GACCUGGAGUCCCGGACAGACCAGGACGGCCCGGUCGCACGCGCCCGCUGGGCGCGUCUGAGGCGCCGGGGCGCCGCCGCCUCGCUGGCGGCGACCGCAGCCCUGGCCGUGGCUUGGCUCGCCUCGGCGGCCGCGGGGCGGCGGCCGCCCGCCGCGGAGGUCGGCGCGGAGCUGCAGGACGACGUGGUCGGGCUGUCGGCGGACGAGCAAGUUCGUCGCCAGGCGAGGAUGGCGCGCCUGCGGAACCUGGGGGCCCACCGGUGGGGCGUCAACAUCCACUUCACAGGCGACCACCAGUCUGAGAUUGCCGCGCUGUCGAAGGGUUUCAAGAUGACGCGCGUCGACCUGUUCUGGCACAAGGCCGAGAGGGUGAAGAACCAGUUCCGGAAUUUCGCGCAGUGGGACCAGCUCGUGGAGAGUCUGCAGAGGAACGGCGUGCAGCCUAUGUUCAUCCUCUGCUACGGCAACCCGCUGUACGGCUGCCCAGACCAUCCCAGGACCCCUUUCUGCCAGCACAAGUUCGCCAACUACGCACAGCAAGCGAUGACACACUUCAAGGGCAAAGGCAUAAUCUGGGAGCUGUACAACGAACCGAACGGGUUCUGGGCGCAAUAUGGAAAGCUCAAGGAAGAAGCCAGGGUAGAAUAUACUGCGUUAGCUUCCAAAGUCUUGCAUCGUGUCCGAUCUGACCCGCAAAUCCGCGACGAGAUCGUCAUUGGGCCUGCCACCUCAGGUCUCGACAUAGAUUUCAUCAUGGUUUGUGUCCACCAUGGGCUCAUGAAGCUUUCAAGUUCGACGGCAUCUCCGCGCACCCGUACCGAAGGGCGAUCCCCGAGGACGUGA